AUGGCCCCCGAUAUUAAUGCAAUGGCCAAUUGGGCCACCGAUGGAUAUGCGAACAAUCAGGUCCCCCGCAAGGAGGAGUACGAGAUUCCUGAUAUUGUCCUCAAUGGACCUUACACCCGUAAAAUCCGCGUUCUGUCCAUCGGGGCAGGCGUGACAGGGAUCAUGAAUGCAUACCAUAUUCAGAAGUUUUGCGAGAACGUCGAGCACGUCAUUUAUGAGAAAAAUGCAGAUAUCGGUGGGACGUGGUUGGAGAAUCGAUAUCCUGGAUGUGCAUGUGAUAUCCCAAGCCAUGCAUAUACUUACCCGUUUGCGCUGAAUCCCGACUGGCCCCGCUUCUUCUCAUACUCGCCAGACAUCUGGAAGUACCUGGACAAAGUUUGCGAAGUGUGGGGUCUCCGCAAGUAUAUGACCUUCAACACCGAAGUGGUUGGAUGCUACUGGCAGCAACAGACCGGUGAAUGGCUGGUCAAGCUUAAGGAAACCAAUACUACCACCGGUGCGACGCGCAUCUUUGAAGACCGUUGCCAUGUCUUGCUCCACGGCACCGGAAUCCUCAACAAUUACAAAUGGCCCAAUAUCCCUGGCAUCGAGAAGUUCAAGGGCAAGGUCCUCCACACGGCCAGGUGGGAUAAGGAGUACCAAGAGGAACAGUGGAAGAAGGACAAAGUCGUCGUGAUUGGCAGUGGCGCCAGUAGCAUUCAGACUGUGCCUACUAUGCAGCCACAUGUUAAACAGAUGGAUGUGUUUGUUCGGACUGGCGUCUGGUUUGUUCAAAUCGCCGACAACUUUGGUGCAAACCACUCGUACACGGAUGAACAGAAGCAGUCUUUCCGCGAUCCCUACAAGAUCGUGGAGCAUGCCAAAUCGAUCGAAGAUCAAGUCAAUGGCCUUUGGGGUAGUUUCUAUAAGAAUUCCGAGGCACAAGCUCAGGGCCAAUUAGCGCUCAAGCAACGUAUGGGCGAGAUGAUCAAAGAUGAAAGACUUCUAAAGGGAUUCACCCCGACAUUUGGCAUUGGCUGUAGGAGAAUCACCCCUGGCGAUCCGUACAUGGAGGCUAUCCAGAAACCAAAUGUCAACGUCCACUUCACCGAAGUUGUCGAGAUCGAUGAGACUGGAGUGAUUGGCAAGGACGGCACACGCGUGGAGCCGGACACAAUUGUGUGCGCAACGGGCUUUGACGUGUCGUAUCGACCACGCUUCCCUAUCGUGGGUCAAUCUGGCGUCGACCUGGCCGAAAAAUGGAAAGUGUGCCCUGAGGGAUACCUAGGGUUGGCGAUUCCAGACUUUCCCAACUUCCUGACAUUCAUCGGACCCAAUUGGCCUGUGGAGAAUGGCUCGGUCAUGGGUCCAUUAAUGCAGGUCAGCAUGUACGCGGUCCAGCUGAUCAAGAAGAUCCAAUCCGAGUAUAUUGCCAGCAUCGCGCCCAAGCAGGACGUGACCGACGCCUUUAACGAGCACUGCCAGGAAUGGGUGCGCCACACCGUAUGGGUCGAGGAUUGUCGCUCGUGGUACAAGAACAAUGAGACGGGCCGAGUCAAUGCCGUCUGGCCCGGGAGCUCGUUGCACUACACCGAGGUCAUCAAGACCCCGAGAUACGAGGACUUUGACAUCGAGUAUCUGGGACCCGCUAAGAAGAACCAGUGGGCUUUCCUAGGCAUGGGUACGGUCAAGGCCCUCGUCAACAAGGAGGAUGUGAGCCCCUAUCUGAAUGUCGAGAACAUCGAUCCCAAGUGGAUGGAGGCCACUGGCAUGGAUGUUGGCAAGCUCAACGAGACCAAGCUGAAGGAGCUGCAUGAAGAAACGAAGAAACUGUCCAUCAAGAGCAAGGAGAACAUCGACAAGACUCAAGUCAAUUGA
Exophiala mesophila is the source of this 1857-nucleotide messenger RNA. RefSeq lists its product as uncharacterized. The transcript is spliced from 6 exons. NCBI's taxonomy places the organism in Eukaryota, Fungi, Ascomycota, Eurotiomycetes, Chaetothyriales, Herpotrichiellaceae. Bases 1 to 1857 code for a protein of 618 amino acids. Gene Ontology annotation, molecular function: NADP binding; N,N-dimethylaniline monooxygenase activity; flavin adenine dinucleotide binding. The record is from RefSeq and is a predicted model, not a curated record.